ACCAUGCACCUUCUCUUUACUUUCUCCCUAUAUAUCCCUCCCUCACUUUAUAAACAAACAAACAAACAAAAACAUCAUUUGAUUUCAAGUGUUUUUCUUUCUCAUCUCUUGAUUAUAUAUUAUGGGUAUUGAUGUGUUUGAUGAAGAGUGUGAUUAUCUUUUCAAAGCAGUAGUAAUAGGAGAUUCUGGAGUUGGGAAAUCGAAUCUAAUUUCAAGGUUUACAAAAGAUGAAUUUAGAAUUGAUUCAAAGCCAACCAUAGGUGUUGAAUUUGGUUACAAGAACAUCAAGGUUAGAGAUAAACUCAUCAAAGCACAAAUAUGGGACACUGCUGGUCAAGAGAGGUUUAGAGCUAUCACAAGCUCAUACUAUAGAGGAGCAUUGGGAGCAAUGCUAGUUUAUGACAUAACAAGAUUAUCAACAUUUGUCAACAUAAAAAAAUGGUUACAUGAGCUAAGAGAAUUCGGAAAUGAAGACAUGGUGAUAAUUCUAGUAGCGAAUAAAUCCGAUUUGAGUCAUUCAAGGGAAGUUGAGGAAGAAGAAGGAAAAAUGCUUGCAGAAAAAGAAGGUUUAUGUUUCAUGGAAACCUCUGCUUUACAAAAUUUGAAUGUUGAGGAAGCAUUUUUACAAAUGAUUACUAUAAUACAUGAUAUCAUAAGCCAAAAAAGUUUGGAAGAUAAAAUGAAUGUGCCAAAGUUGAAUCUUCAUAAUGGGAAGGAAAUUCAUAUAGCUGAUGAAGUUUCUGCUACUAAACAAGUCAAUUGUUGUUCAAGAUGAGAAUUUGGAUCAUUAUUUUUCUAUAUUCUGUAAAUAUAUUACUUAGAUUGUUAUAUAUUGAUGGUUACUAUUGUAUUUUCUAAAUAUAUGUUUAUAAGCAGGGACAAUCUUCACCUUACAAGUCGAUUUUAUAGAAUUGAGUUAGGCUCAAUCCACAUUUGUAGAAUUGAGUUAGUCUCGAUUCACAUUCUAAGAUGAUAUCAGAGUCUCGUUUAAAAU
Vicia villosa (hairy vetch) is the source of this 994-nucleotide messenger RNA. Its product is annotated as ras-related protein RABA6a-like. The transcript has 2 exons. The coding region runs from base 122 to 775 and encodes 217 amino acids. Gene Ontology annotation, cellular component: endosome. Gene Ontology annotation, molecular function: GTPase activity; GTP binding. The record is from RefSeq and is a predicted model, not a curated record. Lineage: Eukaryota; Viridiplantae; Streptophyta; Magnoliopsida; Fabales; Fabaceae.